AUGGAAACAUUUAAGGAGAGAAUUGGAGGAAUCGGCCUAAGUCGAAGUGACUCACGAACACUUUUUCGAGAAACAGCUUUUCGUGUGAAGUAUCUGGGAUUUUGUUUUAAUUCGUGUCCAGGAAUAGAGGGAAUUCAAACUGCCGUGGAUGAAAUUAAGAAAACGGGAGGCCACCGCGAUUACAGAAACACAAUUCAGACGAACUUCAUCAAAAUUAGCGACCAAGGUGUUAGUUUUGUGGAGCGGAAACGCGAAAAAGAUGUUUCCUUGGCAUUUAUGCCUCUGCGGAAGAUUUCUUAUGGGCUGAUUUACAAAAAAGAUUCCAACAUUUUCGCGUUUAAUCACCAUGUUUCACAAAACCACGUCGAAUGCCACGCGGUUGUCUGUGAAAAUGAGCUAAAAGCUCGAGAGAUAAACGAAGCCCUGUACGCAGCCUUCAAAACGGACCAUUUUGGAAUUCUUCGGAAAGAAAGGGAGAAAAUGAGAGAAUGCUUAAAAGAAGACGAUGCAGAUGCACUAAAAAGUGAAAUAUCUAAAUGAAAUCAAACAGGAUUGAAGUUGGACUAAAGCCAUUACUUCACACAAACACUAUACAUUGUAAAUUACUAAGUAUAACAAAGAAACUUUUACAUUUAAAAUUUGAGCAAUUUUCAUACAUUAAUUAGGUUAAAAAAUUGCUGCACAUUUCUAGUUGAAGUAAAGCCUCAAAUGAAAUCUUUAGUAUAAAAUGCAUUGCAAUAGAAAAUCUUUUGUAAAGAUUUUAAAUUAACAAUCGCUUCAAGAGGACAGCUUUUAUACAUAAUUAUCAGGGAAUAAAUUAAAAUGUUUUUACAGUAUCUCAUUGAACAAAAGGACCCAGUUCUACUUCUGGAAGUAAAUUUCACAACAAUAGACUCUGACCCCAAAAAGUUAUCCUAGACUAAAUUUCUUAAAUAAUAUUUAUAAUAGGUUUGACUUGCAAAAGUAUUUUUACAAGAACCUUUUCUAUUGUAAGUGUAAAUAAUUCGAAAAGCUUGGAGAUAGUUUAAGAUAUCAGUAUUGUAUUUCGUAAUUAUUAGAUCUAGAAGCCCACAAUGCUAGAACUGAGGACGUGAAAUUGUCCUAUUUUCUUUGUCUAAUUCAAGAUAUCGAACUUGAAAUUUUUAUUAGUCUCCGUGAGAAAUGAAAGUUAAAGGUUUUCACUUAGCUAACACUGAACCAGAGUUUUCCUAACAGGUGCAUGGCUAAAAUUAGAAACCUAAUUGCUACCUGCUAUUGUCUUUAAAUAAAGAUUAAGUGUUCCCUGCUUAAAGAACUUUGUCUUUUUUUCCGGUGUCAAUCUGCCGAUAACGAAGCUAAGCUAAGUGUUUUUUUUUUUCUAACGAAUAGAAAAAGUAUGGAAGAAUUUGCUAAGAAAGCCUAUUCUUGGGUUGCACGUGACGUCACCAAAAAUCAAACUAAGAAACUAUCGAUUCUUCUGAGUUUCUACUUUCACGAGGUAUUACAGUACCUAAACACCUUUACAUAAAAAAAUUUUUGGUUCGAAAGGGUUCUUCGUUUUGCGAGAGAGGACGCUUGAAUUUCCAGGCUUUUGCGUGACGCGGCCCUUAGCUGGCGGCCGGGAAAGCUCUUACCUGGGUUAAAAACAUAACCGAUUUUGGGAGAUUUUGCAAUCUAAACAUUCCUUGUCUCAGAAUAAAUAUUACUGUAAUCUGUAUGAGUUCCUCAAGCGAAGAAUUCACGCAUUAGUAGGAAAACUCGAAAACAGAUGUUUCUGUUGGUAUCCGGCGGCCAUAUUGCAGGGGCACCCAACGAGGAUAUAGUUCAAAACCACUUAGCAUAGCAUUGUUGAACGUAUUUUAGUAUUUAAACGGUAGAUAUAGGCAUAUUUUUAUCCCCUAAAAACUUGUCAUCUGUUCGGAUUUCCUAGCUGAAAGUCUAGUGAUCCGAAAAUUAUAGGGAUCAAAACUUACCUUUUCGAAAAUUUCAGCCCGGAAAAGGCUCCCGAAAAUUCUAGGUGGCCUUUUUUAGGGUAAAUAUCCAUGUAAAAUGGGUAAUUAUACCAUUUUGUAGAUGUUCGAAAAUCCUAAGAGAGGCAGGCAAGCAAGAAAUUUUACAACAAAUGUUCCGAAAAUUCUAGUUCUCAAAUCGUCUUCCGAACAGAUAUUUUCCCAAAAAUUGCCGUUGGGUGCCCCUUAUAUUGGUGUUCCUGAAAGGGACACCAACAUGGCGUUUCCAUACAAAGCUUUAUAAAUUUAGGUAAACCGUUUUUCCCAAUAUCUCGCAUUUGAAAUAUUUCACAGACCUGAUUCUUGGCAAGGGUUUUUGUAUAUUUAUCUUUUUUCAUUUCCCAGAUUCUAGUCCUUCUGUACUGAAUGGUUUGCAUUUUUAUUUUUCAUUGCGUGACAGUGCAAGCCAAGAAUUAGGAAUGUUUUGCGUUUUUGGUAGAACAUUAAAAGUUUCUUGUUUUCGACAUAAAAAAAUUAGCAUUUAUGAUUAAACUAAAUACAACAGGAUCUUUUUUAAAAGACGUUUUGAGGAGUCGAGGGAGAAUAUAACAUACCUUGCUUAGUGUAACGGUGUUCAUGUUAGGAAUUUUCCUGGAACUAUAUCACGUGACCGAGGCGGAUCCUUACAGUCCUGGGAACUAGGCAGAGUGCUUAGCGUAUUCAUUUACAUCAAAUGACUAACACGUGACCGGGUUGUCUAAAGGGCGACGUUCCAUUUGUCAGAACUGACGGGCCAGUCCAUUCCAGUGAUAAUGAGAAUUUCACUUUUAAUCAAAACUAUUCAAUCUGAUCAGUCAGAUCCCGAAUAGCAGGCACGAAGAAAAUAAGGUGUUUCAACAAAAACUCUUGGAAAAAAAUCAUUCUUUAUUGUCAAAUGGGGGCUGGUCCGCUAUGGUCCGGAGGCCAGUUCUGACUUUUGGAAAGUGUGCGGCUAGGAUGAAUAGCCUUUUCCAUAAAUGACUUAUCUGAAGUAGGCAGCUACGGGCAGAUUUGAGCUAAGUAAUGUUUAGUUUACCAACAAACACCUCUAUUUCGUAACAUCUCGGAAGACUCAAACUAAUCAACCUUUCUUUCUUAUGCCAGACUUAUUUAAGCAAUAGCGGAAAUCGUCCUAUAGAUAUUGCAACGACGAAGACCUGAUACCUGAAUAGUUACUUAUUUGGUUAAGUAAAUUCAUAUCGGAUCGGAAAUGGCUGCUCGCUGGCUAAGACGAUUCUGGAAGUACUUGUCGUUUGUGGUCAAGCGUUAAUGAACAAAUUAGCACUGAAUACGAUUUUUAAUUAAGUUAGUAUAGGCCCUUUGUAUUUCAGCCUCACGUAUUAUAGGCCUAAAAGGGAAACGUUUCCUCUGUCAUGAGAAAAAGCCAAAUAAGAAAAGGAAAUGACCAAUGAAGUGAACUCCUACACGCCUAAAAGUUUUGUUUUCUUAUCUCUGCAUAUUUCUUUUUUCUUUUGUUGACGUCAGGUAAACUUCCUGCAUAACUCAAGUAAUAUGGUAUCUUUUCAGUUCAAGAAUGUUGAAAAUGAUUGCCUCUAGCCGUUCGCGCAAUGAAUUUCCGCCAACAUUUUACUCAAGCUUAGAACUGCACGAACAGUACCAAGCUAAUUAAAUUGCUGCCAAAGAAAUUUUAUUUAAAAGGUUAUCGUUUUAACUGAUUUAUAUCCACACUGAUCCGCAGUCAAAAGCUAGAACCACUUUGUACAGCAUAAUCAACAGUACCUUAAGAAAGUUCAGUUCAGUAGCUUUUAUUAGAAUUUCAUCCACAGACUCAAAAUUUAGAACCACCUUGUACAGCAUAAUAACCAGCACCACAGGAAAGUACCGCUCAGUAGCUUUCAUUUAAAUGGAACGUUAUACUUGAAGAUUAUACCCACAAACUCCAAAAGUUAAAACCACCUUCAAUCGGCAGCAUAAGGAGAACUGUACCAUUGUGUACCACAGGAAAGUACUGCUCAGUAGCUUUCAUCUGAAUGCACACAUACAACGACUAAAAUAUUAGAGGAAAUACACUGUAAUUCUCCUUAAAAUAACUUUGGAUUGCCGCAAGGGUGAAUUAACGCAGCUUUUUUUAGCGUUCCAGGUUGUUCAAAUUGCCAAUUUAAAUUAGCCCUCAGAAAGCAAAAGAUGUGCCUUUGUUCAUACUGCGGUUUACUUAUACAUGAUGUUACAACUAGUGCUUAGAAUUAAGGACAAUUAAGGCCAAUUUAACUCUCUCAAUAGCCAACAUAUCAAGUUUGAUAAUUCAGUUUAAUUGUAUAGGUUUUUCUAAGUGAGAAUAUUGAAAAGUUGACGCUCGCUAAUAUAACAAUAAUAACAAUGUAAAGAAAUAGAGAUGAACGCUAAACGCGUGAAUUAAGGGAAAAUUGUCGCCUUGAUUUAAAAAAGACAACAGAACUCCGAAGAAUUGUGAAGAGCAGGUGAAGUUUUGCUGAAGGUGUAAAAAAAAAACAAACUACAUUUGCCGAAACACAAUUUAUUUUAGUUUUUAAGGAGUCGUUUUGUGUCAGACUAAUAGCAAGCGCAGUUCGCUAUGUGUGCGAUGUUCGGAAGUUCCACGCUUAAGGAACACUGAGCGAAUUUGCAUUUCAAUGGUUUUGUCGGUCGAUAUUAGCAGGUGAAUAUUGUCAAUAUUGUAUACAAUCCAAUCAGGGCUUUAGUACCUCGAGGAUCUAAAAAAGAAAGGGAAAUUCACGCAGUGAUAAACAUAAGCAAGGAUAAAAGGGGUACUUCAAGGCACUGCGGAGUUAGUUACCCCACUAAAAACCUCGUCUCUGGCAGAAGCGGACGGAGAUCUUUAUUUGUGUAGCGUGUUGCAAGAGAGAGUCAUUCCAUUGAUACAUCUUUAAUCAUGCUUAAGGGCAAAUUCGGUAAGGCUGAUUUAACAUCUGCUACCCGUUUUCAAGUGAAAUAUCUUGGUAGUGGAUUCACCCACGAGCCCGGUGUUGCAGGCAUCGAGAAUGCUGUACGUAAGAUUCAAGAUGAAGCAAAAUUUGACGAGAAAUCAUGGCCUAAAAUGUUCUUGCAUGUUGAGGCCGAAGGAGUGAAACUCGAGGAAGUCAAACAAACCAAAUCUUCAUCGAAAGAAUCAAAGUUUAUUUCACUGGAAAAUAUUUCUUAUUGUACUUUAAACAGAAUUGAUACUACUAUCUUUGCUUUCAAUCACCACAAGAGUCCUACAAUAGUCGAAUGUCAUGCCGUCGCUUGUGAAAACGAAGAUAAAGCGAAAGCUAUUGCACUGGCUUUAUAUGCAGCCUUCCGCGAAGGCCAUUUUCAAAAGCUUAGAAGAGAGAGAAGAAAGUCCUUUGAACAGAAAAACUUCGGGCGAAAAGCAAGCUUUGAAAACUGGGAACGAAGUAGCUCUAGCAGUUCUUCUCCUGCUACAAGUCCAACGCAAGAAUUAUCUCCAAAUUUCGAGAAUUCUGCAGUGGAAUCCGUCUACGAAGUAAAACAUUUUAAGUCAACUCGAGAUAGACUGUCUUCAGUUGAGUAUGACGAUCAAGAACUUGAACUGGAUAAAAUUAUCGAGGAUCUCUUGCUGACUGUGGAGAUAGAAAUGGCAAAAAUUGAACAAACUGUUGAUUAA
Molecule: messenger RNA, 5571 nt
Organism: Porites lobata
Lineage: Eukaryota; Metazoa; Cnidaria; Anthozoa; Scleractinia; Poritidae
Source: the annotation of a GenBank genome assembly